Sporisorium graminicola is the source of this 2946-nucleotide messenger RNA. RefSeq lists its product as uncharacterized. The transcript has a single exon. NCBI's taxonomy places the organism in Eukaryota, Fungi, Basidiomycota, Ustilaginomycetes, Ustilaginales, Ustilaginaceae. Gene Ontology annotation, biological process: protein import into nucleus. Gene Ontology annotation, cellular component: nuclear membrane; cytoplasm. Gene Ontology annotation, molecular function: small GTPase binding. Bases 1 to 2946 code for a protein of 981 amino acids. The record is from RefSeq and is a predicted model, not a curated record.
AUGUCCGCGGUCCCAAGCUCGAGCUCGUCGGGCUCCGUACCCGCAGAGCAGCAAGCCAUCGAAGCGGUCAUGCAGGCUCUCAACACCCUCUACACGGAUCCCAACAACCAGGCCAAGGCUUCGGCCAACGCAUGGCUCCAGAACUUUCAACAGACCUCGGAGGCGUGGCAAACCGCCAACUCCUUGCUGCUCGCCUCCGAACUGCCUCUCGAACCUCGUCUCUUUGCUGCCCAGACCUUCCGUACCAAGAUCACCUUUGAUCUCGAGCAGGUGCCCAGACAGCAACGGGUGGCCCUUCGCGACACUCUACUCACAGCGCUCUCGGCCUACGCAUCAGGUCCUCGCGUGAUCCAGACACAGCUCAGUUUGGCUCUCUCCGGUCUCGCCCUUCAACUCGACGAGUCCGAGUGGCCCACCGUGGUGCCAGGAAUGAUCGAGAGACUUGGUGCGAGCCCAGAGACGGUUCCUGUCUUGCUCGAGUUUCUCACAGUGCUGCCCGAGGAGGUCAUCACCAACCACCGAAUUCCUGUCAGCAACGACUUUUACAACGCUCGAUGCCAUUUUUUGCUCUCGGCUGCUGCGCCCGAGAUCCUCAAGCUGCUCUCGAUGUACGUUCAGGCAACUGGAUUGACAUCGCAGAUUCAGACCGGGAUCUUUCAAUGCCUGCGGUCGUGGCUCAAGAGCGGCGAGGUCUCAGCGGGUCAGAUGGCCGACACGCCUUUGUUCGACUUGUCCUUCGAUGCACUCGCCUCCGACGAGCUGUUUGAUGUGGCUACGGAUGUCGUCUGUGACCUCAUCAAUGAGACGCAGGAGGUCGAGGAGAACAUGGACGUCAUCCAGCGUGUAGUCGCGCGUCUUCAUCCCCUGCGUCAGGAGUUGUCAUCUGCAGGCGAUGACGAGGACAAAGUGCGCGGCCUCUGUCGUAUCUUUGUUCAGGCCGGCGAGGCAUACCAUCGCGUUAUCCUUCGCCAUCAAAACGAACUGUUCCCCAUCGUCGAAGCAAUUGCCGAGUGCACGGCUUACCACGACCUCGAUAUCGUCCAGAUCACUUUUCGCUUUUGGUAUUUACUGUCCGGCGCCCUCUCGCACGCCUACGGCCAACCAGAAGCCGAACGAUUCCACUCGCUCUACGAGAGAUUGCUCGAGGUCAUCAUCCGCCACCUGCGCUUCCCAGACGAUCCGGAUGCACUCACGGGCCAGGAGCGCGACGAUUUUCGCUCUUUCCGUCACUUCAUGGGCGACACUCUCAAGGACUGUUGCCACGUCCUUGGCUCGCGCCAAUGUCUGUCGCGGUCGCUCCACCUCAUCCAAACGACCAUCUCGCAAUCGACGCCUGAGACGCUCAAGUGGCAGGACGUGGAGGCACCGCUGUUCAGUAUGCGUGCCAUGGGUGCCGAAGCGGAUCCGCGAGACGACCAAGUUCUGCCUCAGAUCAUCAACAUCAUCCCUACGCUUCCGGAUCACCCCAAGCUGAAGUACGCUGGACUGCUCGUGCUCUCGAGGUAUACGGAGUGGAUUGCCAUGCAUCCCGACCAGAUUCCGGCGCAGCUUUCGUACAUCAGUGCUGGGCUCGAAGAAGCGGGAAGCGACGUGACGGCGGCCGCGGCACAGGCCAUGAACUUCCUCUGCCAAGAUUGUCAUCGCCACCUGGUGCCGUACUUGCCACAGCUCUAUGACUUUUUCCGCUCGGUUAACGACAAACUGGGGCCCGACGACCUCGUGUCGAUCUCGGAGGGAAUUGCAUACGUGAUCGAAGGCAUGCAGCCCAACGAGGCACCGCAGGCGCUCAUGCAAUUCUCUCAGCCGCUCCUCGAGUCGCUCAAUCAAGUACUGAGCAUUGCCAACCCGAGCAAGGACCAACUGCGCAAAGCAGCCGACAGGAUGGAGCAGCUCGAAAAGAUGCUUGCCGUCAUUGGCACCUCGUUGAAGGAUCAUUUGCCGGAGGCAUGCUCCAAGACGUGCGAGGAGGCGUACUCGGUCAUCGACCAUGUGCUGAGCUUGCACGGUAACGUCUACUUUGUCUCGGAGCGAGCCUGUGGACUGCUUCGACGCGGACUGUCGCUCUUUGGCCGGCUUGCGGCGCCAAGUUUGGUGGCGCUGUUGGAACGAUUGGCAAUGUGCUUUGAACAAACCGGCUUCCCAGGCUAUGUAUGGAUCGUGGGCAAGUGCAUCGACCAGUUCGGUAGAGACGGCAACGCGGCUACCAGCGCAGCACUGCAAGGCGCUUUCGAGAGGAUUACGGGCAAGGUAGUGCAGCUGAUGGACAACACGAUGCCUGCCGAGAUGGGCGAUGUGCUGGACGAUUACAUCCACACAUGUUUGGUGGUGCUCAACAACGCACCGAGCAUGCUGCUGCUGUCGCCCCAGUUGCCGCAGGUGUUCCGUGCGGCUCUGGCUGCGUUGACGCUUCUCAAGACCGAGACGGUGGCAACGGCGUUGGACUUCGUGCUCGGCAUCGUCGGACACGACGCUCUCAUGAUGCCGGUGACCGCCUCGCAGCCCGGCACACCGCUGGCUGCCCGCGGUGGUCUCAACGCGGAUGGCACGCCGUCGAUGGACGAAUUGGCCCACUACGCCGCCGCCAUCCGACACUUGGUCGGGCAACAGGGCUUCCAGCUCGCCUCGGUGCUGCUCAACGGCCUGGUGACGCAGUUCAACCCGGAUGUGAUGCAGGUGGCCACCACGACGCUCAAGGUGCUCUCUGCCGGGUUCCCGGGCGAGAUGGGUGCCUGGGUGCCAGGGAUCGUGGAACAGCUACCAACGAGCUAUGUGCCCGACGCGGCCAAGGAAACAUUCUUGAAGCGCUAUCUGCGCGCUAUUAACGGCAUCAAGAGCAUGGAGGAGAUCAAGCAGUCCUUGCACGGAUUGUUUGCGGCUUCGCGCCAGGCGAGGGAGAGGACGCGGGUGAACCGCGAAGGAGGACCAGGUGGGCUGUUGGAUCGUUGA